UACUUGGCGUUUGUUUCCCCAGCCAGUCUCCGAUUCUCACCACCACUCACUUUCUUGUUCGAUUCACUAUUACCGUCGUUCUCUUUUCUCCACGCCAAGAUGGCCAAGUUUUUCGCCCCUGCUGCGGCUCUGCUGAACGUCGUUCUGGUAGCGGCGUCUCCUCGUGGCCACCACGGAUCUCACAUUCGUUACACAAACACCAUUCCUCGCGCAAGCAACGCAACCGGCUGCGUUGUCACCAAGUACGACGACAUUGCGAACGCCGUCAAGACAUGCACCGAUAUCACGCUCUCUAACAUUGCUGCGCCCUCCAACGGUGCUAUCGAUCUCUCCAAGCUUCAGACAGGUACCAAGGUCACCUUUGACGGCACAACCACUUUUGCCGAUACCGUCGACAGCAGCUUCGACCCCAUCAUCAUCUCCGGAACCAACAUUGUUGUUACUGGCGCUCCCGGACAUGUGAUUGAGGGCAAUGGUGCGGCUUACUGGGACGGUCUUGGAUCCAACGGUGGUGGCGACAAGCCUAACCACUUCGUUGUCGUCAAGAAGACCACCAACGCCAAGAUCACCAACCUGAACAUCAAGAACUGGCCCGUCCACUGCUUCUCCAUGACCGGCAACCAGGGUCUCACUGUCUCCGGCCUCGUGCUCGAUAACUCUGCCGGUGACGCGCCCAACUCCAAGAGCGGCAGCAAGGCCGCCGCCCACAACAGUGACGGUUUCGACAUCUCCUCCAGCGACAACGUCCUUCUCGAGAACAUCAAGGUACACAACCAGGACGACUGCGUCGCCGUCACCAGUGGAACCAAGAUCACUGUCAACAAUCUCUACUGCUACGGAGGUCACGGCCUCAGCAUCGGCUCCAUCGGCGGCAAGAGCAACAACACCGUUGACGGCGUUGUCUUUUCCAACUCCCAGGUCGUCAAGAGCUCCAACGGCUGCCGUAUCAAGUCCAACUCCAACACCACUGGCGAGGUCAGCAACGUCACGUACAAGAACAUCACCCUCACCGAUAUCGACACCUACGGCAUUGAUGUCCAGCAGGAUUACCUCAACGGUGGCCCAACUGGCUCGCCCACCAACGGAGUCAAGAUUUCUGGCAUUCACUUCAUCGAUGUGACUGGAACUGCCACUAGCGACGCCUACAACUACUACAUCCUCUGCGGUGACGGCAGCUGCUCCGACAUCACCUUUGAGAACACCAAGAUCACGGGAGGCGGCAAGACCAGCAGCUGCAACUUCCCCGCCAGCGGAUGCCCGGCAUAA
Molecule: messenger RNA, 1266 nt
Organism: Colletotrichum lupini
Lineage: Eukaryota; Fungi; Ascomycota; Sordariomycetes; Glomerellales; Glomerellaceae
Product: glycosyl hydrolase family 28
Exons: 4
Biological process (GO): pectin catabolic process
Cellular component (GO): extracellular region
Molecular function (GO): polygalacturonase activity
Source: RefSeq, a predicted model, not a curated record